AUGGCUCUUAAGCGUAUCCAAAAAGAGCUCUUGGACCUGGUUCAUGACCCUCCAGCCCACUGCUCUGCAGGCCUUGUCGGAGAAGAUCUAUUUCACUGGCAGGCAACUAUAAUGGGGCCUGAAGACAGCCCCUAUCAAGGAGGGGUCUUUUUCCUGGUCAUUCAUUUCCCAUGGGAUUACCCAUUCAAACCACCCAAGAUUGCAUUCACCACACGAAUUUACCAUCCGAAUAUCAACAGAAAAGGAAGCAUCUGUCUUGACAUGCUGGGAUCUGAGUGGUCACCCGCACUGACAAUUUCUCAAGUUCUCCUGUCUGUAUGUGCCCUCUUGUGUCAUCCGAACCUAGAUGAUCCAUUGGUUCCUGAAAUCGCGAAAGUCUACUGCAUGGACAAGACAAAGUAUGAUAGACUGGCUAGAGAGUGGACUGAGAAAUUUGCUAUGUGA
Chionomys nivalis (European snow vole) is the source of this 444-nucleotide messenger RNA. RefSeq names its product ubiquitin-conjugating enzyme E2 D4-like. The record is from RefSeq and is a predicted model, not a curated record. Bases 1 to 444 code for a protein of 147 amino acids. Gene Ontology annotation, cellular component: nucleus. NCBI's taxonomy places the organism in Eukaryota, Metazoa, Chordata, Mammalia, Rodentia, Cricetidae. The transcript has a single exon. Gene Ontology annotation, biological process: ubiquitin-dependent protein catabolic process; protein polyubiquitination. Gene Ontology annotation, molecular function: ubiquitin conjugating enzyme activity.